AGUGUGCGCCUCUGACUGGGAGAAAAGAGUCGCAGAUGUAAAACCGGGUGACCGGAAGUGAGUCAGUCAGGUGAUCUUUUCAAGCCCGACUAAAACAUUUUCAACGCUUUUGCAGCGUGUAAGGGCAUAUUAAAACAACCCGUUUCAUUCUGUCAUAGAAGAGGAUCUGUCCAUUCUCACCGUUGGCUUAUCUUUGACAUUUGGAAUUUUAUCCACGGACCGUCCUUUUUUGGGACAAAUCAAUCAGCUACAUCGUUCUUUACUUUUAUUGCCUGUCUGAGGUUGUGUCGCCUCUUCCUGUCAUUUUGAAGCCAUGUCUCAGAAGCUGACACCAGAUAGCGCUCAGAAAGGCUUUGCCGUAGGCCGGGGGCUCUUGGCCGCUGCCGAGACUCUGAACUUUAGCAUGGGCGAGUCCCGGCCUGAUCCCUACGGCUCCUCAUCCCAGCAGCAUGGAGGAUUGAUGGGAUUGGGUGGAGUAGACAGCCAGGAUUCCCAACUGGCCCCCCGUCGUGUGGGCAACCCUCUCAGCAAUACCAUGAAGCUUUUUGCCAGCCUCGGUCUCUCUCCCAAUGACUUGGACGCACUGGCCCAGGUGCCUGAGGAAAACAUCAGUGUGGAAACACUACCACAUCUUAUCAUGCAGCUGAAGAACCGAAAGGCUGAGGCCAGUCGACAUCUGACCAGUGACCUGCUAUCUCAAUCACUUUCCCCAGACCCCUCUUACAGAGGAGGUCGAGAUGAGUGGAGAGAUGUGCAGGGAGGAAGACUGGACCGUUCCGCAGCUUCCGCAAGUCAGAGCCGCACUUCUCAGGCUGAUUUUGGCUACAGUUCUACUCAAGAUUUAUCCUCUCGCAGCUAUGAUAUGGUCGAUUAUGGGAGUGGUGGUAGCAGUCGGGAUCGCCAGUAUUCCGAGCUUUCCACUGAUCGCUAUCGUGGCUUAGGCACGACCUCAUCUUCAACGUCUGAUGAUCUCUUUAUGCAGCGGCGGAUGGGAUCCCCAUCUCAGGGCAAAAUUCAGGAUUUCUUGGGUGUCAUGCCGCACAUGUUUCCCCAUGUGUGCUCCCUUUGUGACUUUGAUGUGCAUUCUUCCAUGGAAUGGACUCAGCACACAACUGGGAUGCGGCAUGCAGAAAACCGGAGGGUCCUUCUGCAAUUGUAUCCAGAUUGGGACCCUCAAAUGCCCUCUGGCCGAAUGUCAGACUCUCUCUCUCUGAGCUCAAAGAGCCGAUCAGAUGGACUACUGGGCGCUGCUCCAUCUUCUAUGAGGCAGCGAACAAGCAUGAAUUCAGGCUGGGGAUCUACUUCAAGCAUGAGUAUGUCAAGCAAAACAUCGUCAUAUUCUGUGACACCAAAGAUCAGAAGCAGGGUGGUGGUGGUUAAAUACGAUGAGAAGCCAAAGUUAUCUGCUCUGUUUGCUUUAGCCAGUCGUUUUGGUGCCAUCCGUGAACACCUUGUACUCAAGAAUAAGGCCUUUCUGGAGCUUACGACACACGAGGAAGCUCUUGCAAUGACCAAUCACUACCAGAAUAAGCCUGCCACUUUGCAUGGGAGAGAAGUGAAGAUUUACUUGUCCAAGGAGCUGCUGGUGAUUGAAAAAAACGACAGACCAGAUAGAGAGAACAGAAAUCGAGAUUCUGGUCCAGUGGUGUUCUUUUCCAAUUUGCCAAGAGAGACUGAGAAGAAGGCGGAGUUGCUCACAGUAGCCCGCAGAUUUGGCACCGUUGUGAACCAUCUUUUUUUAAAUGAUCAGGCAUUUGUGCAAAUGAGCAACUCAGAGGAUGCAGAGAUGUUAGUAAAGUACUACACUAUCCAUCCACUGACUAUUAGUCGUAGGACCAUCCAUAUGAACAUCUGCACCAAGUACAAGACCUUAACGGUCAUACCUGGUAAAGGAGAACAGUUAAAAGAGGAGCCGGAAGAAUCUGGUCAGAAGAACAGCAGCAGCAGAACAAGUUCCAAAAGCUCAUCCAAGCCUCAGAGAAGCUCAAGCUCCAGAGCCAAGGAGAGCUCAUCCGAGAAGGCACAGGAGUCGAAGUCUAAGGAGGGUGAAGAGGAGGUCCGGGCUGAAGCAGGCUCUGGUGAUGAAGGCCAGGGUGUUGUGGAAGCACAUGAUGAAGAGGAAGAGGCCCUUGGUGAAGAUCAGGUGACAGAGGAAUCUGUGACCGCACAGCCAGAUCAGGAAGCUGCCAUGGAGUUUGAGGAUUCGGCUAUGGAACAAGAAGAAGAAGGAGAAGAAGAAAAUGCACAUGAUGGUGAGGACACAGAGAUUCCAGAAGAGGAGGCAUUUGAACAAGAGCAUCAGACAGAGCAACCAGUUGAGCAUGAGGAAGAUCAGAAGCAGGAGGACAACACGGAACUCAAAGAAACAGAUGGGCAGGAUGAUGUGGAGCAGGACGAGGGUGCUGCAGAUGAUUCUGUCGAGCAGGAGGUGCCUGAAGAAUCUGAUUUCCCUGAAGACUUGGAUGAGUUUGUCACUCUGGAUGAGCUGGCAGAGGAGGAUGAGGCUGAACGGCAUGAUUCGAGAUCUAGAGAGAGAGCUUCUUCAGGUAGAUCCAGGGAGAGUGGAGGGUUGAGAGUUGUCAACGUGGUUGGAUUUAAACGUAGCUAUGGGUAUCUGGAUGAGAUUCUGGCCCUGGCAAAGCCCUUUGGGAAAGUUGUACGACACUUGGUUCUGCAUUCCAGACCCGAGGCCUUUCUGGAAUUUAGCAGUGAACAAGAAGCCAGAUCAAUGGUUCGUUUCUACAACGGAAAUGUCAUCCCUUCUGUGUGUGGAAAAACAGUCAAAAUUUACCAUUCGAUGACCUACGCGACCAUCCAGAGUGGCAAAGUCGUCUACAUUGGGCACAUCCCCCCAUUUAAAUCAUCAGACGCAUCCUUCCUGAAGGUUGCAGAGCCGUUUGGGAAAGUCAGACGUUACUAUUUGAAUCGGUCACGCUGUGAGUGCUUCAUUGAAAUGGAGAGGGGUGAGGACGCAGAGAGAUUUGUGGAGUCUGCUCGGCUGAAUCCGCUCAAAUUUGAAGGCAAACGCUUGCUUGUAUACAUCAGCAGGAAGUACAAACAACUCAAACAUGGACACAGACCCCCAACCUCAGAAGACAAACGGCCAGCCAAGAGGGAGCACUCUGAGGAGAGAGAGGAAAGCCAGAGCAGUUCCUCAGCAAAAACUACCACUGUGAAGGAAGAGGAACCCCCAUCCAAAAAAGCUAAAGAGGAGAAGCCUAGUGAGGAGAAAGCUCUGAGUGUACCGGAGGAGGAGGAGGAGGAGAAGGAAAAGGAGGUGGAAGUCAAAUCUGAGCCUUGUGAGAGUGUAGCUGAAGUGAACAAUGAGCACACAGAGGAACACAACACAGAUACAACAGAAACUCAGAACGUGGAACUCAAACCACCGAAGGUUGAGAAUGACAUUGAUGUUCCUCCUACUGAGUCUUCAUCUGUUGCAUCCUCUGCUGGUGUGUCUGAGAAGAGCCAAGAGCCAACUGAAGCCCCCACGCCUCCAACUGAGUCUGUCAGAAAACCUGAAACCAUUAUAGAUGCUCUUGGCCCAUAUGAGCCAAACGUCCCUGUAGGUGUGGAGUUUGUGAAGAUGGGCUACUACUGUAGAGUGUGCUUCCUUUUUUACUCCAAUGAAGACACUGCUAAAAAGGUUCACUGCAGUAGCCAAGCACACUACGAGAAACUCAAGAAACACUUGGAAAAGGAGAAGGCCAAAGCACAAAGUAAUCGUGAGAAAAACUGAAUAUGGAGGAGUGUAAUUGUACAGUAUUUGGUUGUGCAUGAGCCUUAGUUUGCUUAGUCUCUCCUACUGGAGGAUUGAUUUUAGUGUCUUUUUUUUUUUUUAGGUUGAUUCUAUCAUUUACCCAUUUACUGUUUUUCUUACAUGUGUAUUAGAAAAUUUGCCCUAUUCUCAGUAGAGGAAUAUGGCUGUUUGCUUGUUGUGAAUUAUUAUUAUUAUUAUUAUUAUUUUUUUUUUUUUUUUUUUUUGGUGGUGUUCAACUUGUUAACAUUAAAAACAUUCCUCACACUGGCC
Molecule: messenger RNA, 4027 nt
Organism: Pangasianodon hypophthalmus (striped catfish)
Lineage: Eukaryota; Metazoa; Chordata; Actinopteri; Siluriformes; Pangasiidae
Gene: matr3l1.2
Product: matrin 3-like 1.2
Exons: 21
Coding region: 314-3736 (1140 amino acids)
Cellular component (GO): nucleus
Molecular function (GO): RNA binding; zinc ion binding
Source: RefSeq, a predicted model, not a curated record